Molecule: messenger RNA, 3750 nt
Organism: Salvelinus fontinalis (brook trout)
Lineage: Eukaryota; Metazoa; Chordata; Actinopteri; Salmoniformes; Salmonidae
Gene: plch2b
Product: phospholipase C, eta 2b
Exons: 21
Biological process (GO): lipid metabolic process; phosphatidylinositol-mediated signaling
Molecular function (GO): phosphatidylinositol-4,5-bisphosphate phospholipase C activity; calcium ion binding
Source: RefSeq, a predicted model, not a curated record
AUGACGUCCCCAAAGCUGUGGCAGAAAACCUCCAUCUCCAGACUGGCAGAGGAGUUCUUUUGGAUUGGUGGAAGCGUCGUAGCACAACCCAAAUGGAGACUGGGUCAAUAUGUGGAGAGGUGUAUGUGCACCAUGCAGACUGGCACCCAGAUGACCAAACUGAAAGGGAAGAAGAAGGGCCUGGUCAGGUUCUUCUACCUGGAUGAACACAAGUCCUGCAUCCGCUGGAGGCCCUCCAGGAAGCACGAUAAAGCUAAAAUAACCAUUGACUCCAUCCACGAGGUGUGUGAGGGCAAGAAGUCUGAGAUCUUCCAGCGCUACGCAGACAGCUGCUUUGACCCCAACUGCUGCUUCAGCAUUUACCAUGGCGACCACGUGGAGUCUCUUGACCUGGUCACCACUAACGGAGAUGAGGCCCGUACCUGGAUUACUGGCCUGAAAUACCUCAUGGCUGGCAUCAGUGACGAGGACAGUCUGGCAAAGAGACAACGCAAAAGGGACCAAUGGUUACAGCAGACCUUCUCAGAGGCAGACAAAAACGGGGACGGCAAUUUGAGCCUGGGAGAGGUUCUUCAGUUACUCCACAAACUCAAUGUGAACCUGCCCAGGCAGAAAGUCAGAGAGAUGUUUAAGAAAGCAGACACAGAUGACAACCAGGGUUCGUUAGCUUUUGAAGAAUUCUGUACCUUCUACAAGAUGAUGUCUACACGCAGAGGCCUCUAUCUCAUCAUGCUCUCCUACAGUAAUAACAAAGAGUUCAUGGACCUGAAUGACCUGGUCCGUUUCAUGGAAAAUGAACAGAAGAUGGCGGGUGUAACCAGAGAAUAUUGUCUGGAGAUAGUCAGCCAGUUUGAGCCAUGUUCUCAGAACCUACAGAAUAUGGUUCUGGGCAUCGAUGGUUUCACCAAUUACAUGCGAAGUCCAGCAGGAGACAUCUUUAAACCAGACCACCAUCAUGUGCACCAGGACAUGACUCAGCCCCUGUGUAACUACUUCAUAGCCUCGUCCCACAACACCUACCUGACAGGGGACCAGCUUCUGUCUGAGUCCAGGGUAGACAUGUACGCCUAUGUGCUCCAGGCUGGCUGUCGCUGUGUGGAAGUGGACUGCUGGGAUGGACCAGACGGGGAGCCUAUCGUCCAUCAUGGCUACACCCUGACAUCCAAGAUCCUCUUCAAAGACGUCAUUGAAACCAUUAACAAAUAUGCCUUCACAAAGAAUCAGUACCCAGUGAUCCUAUCCAUAGAGAACCAUUGCACAGUGCCCCAGCAGAAGAAGAUGGCUGAGUAUCUGUUGGAGGUGCUCCAGGAUAAGGUGGACCUUUCUACGGUCAACAUGAAUGAAUUCAGAAAGUUGCCCUCCCCAGAGCUCCUGAAAGGGAAAGUUUUAGUCAAGGGAAAGAAGCUUCCAGCGAACAUUGAUGAUGAUGCAGAGGAGGGGGAUGUGUCGGAUGAAGACAGUGAGGAAGAGGAGGACGAAGAUGACACCCAGAUAAACACAGAUGUAAGGACAUUACUACCGUUUAGCUAAAAUAUACAGACGGGGAACGCUGCUGGCACUGCAGAUGAAUCCAAACCCAAGAAACGCAGGUCUAUCAUGGGCAGCUUCAGACGCAAGAGGAAAAAGAAGAAGAAAAAGAAGCUGAUGCUCAAUUUAGACCAUGCAGACCAAGAGAACCCCAUCAUGAGAGACAAAACACACAUUGUGUACCACAACAAGAAAGGGAAGACGAUGAGGUUAUCCCGAGCGCUGUCUGACCUCGUCAAGUACACCAAGUCUGUCCGGGUCCAUGACAUUGAAACACAAGCUUAUAUGACCAGUUGGCAAGUGUCUUCACUCAAUGAAAGCAUUGUGAACCAGAUCAUGGCUCUGAAGCCAACUCAGUUGGUGCGAUUGAACCAGAGGCAGCUACUACGUGUUUACCCCUCCAACUACCGUGUGGACUCUAGCAACUUCAACCCACAGCCCUUUUGGAACGCAGGAUGCCAUAUGGUUGCACUGAAUUACCAAACAGAGGGCCGCAUGCUUGAACUGAACAGAGCCAAGUUCUCAACCAAUGGCAACUGUGGAUACUUACUGAAGCCCAGGUGCAUGAAUAAAGGUUUCUUUAACCCUACGCUGGAGGACCCUCUGCCGGGACAGAGUAAGACUCAAUUGGUACUGAAGAUUAUCAGUGGGCAGCAGCUUCCAAAACCCAAAGACUCAAUGCUGGGGGAUAGAGGGGAGAUUAUUGAUCCUUUUGUAGAGGUGGAGAUCAUCGGUCUGCCUAUUGAUUGCUGUAAGCAGCAGACAAGGGUGGUGGAUGAUAAUGGCUUCAAUCCCAUGUGGGAGGAGAGCUUGGUCUUCACCCUCCACAUGACCCAGAUUGCACUGGUGCGUUUCCAGGUGUGGGACCAUGAUCCGAUAGGACAAAACUUCAUUGGACAGAGGACCAUAGCAUUCGUCAGCAUGAUGCCAGGUUAUCGCCAUGUCUAUCUUGAGGGCAUGGAGGAGGCCUCCAUCUUUGUUCAUGUUGCUGUAAAUGACAUCACAGGAAAGGUUAAGCCAAGUAAUGCUGUAAAGGGUUUUUUGAAAAAAGCCACGAAGAAAGGGUCAGCCAAGGAGCCAAAGACGGUCUCUAUGCACCUCUCCACUUACUCAUCAGAGGACGUCCGUCAGCGGUACCGCAAGGACCUGGACUCCUACUCCCAGGAGAACAGCGGGAACGGCAGCAUGUUAGUGACGCCUGCAGGCAUAGACUACCUCCAUAGAGGGACUCAGAGUGAACCACUGAAGCGAGCUCACACGGUGCAAAUUCUGGAGGAGGAAAUCCAGGGUGCUUCUCCGAAGGAGGAGAAAAAGAAGGAGAGGAAAAGGAAGGGCAUCCUUGUCCGCGUGUCCUCCACCUUCUCCAACUCUGGGGCGUCCAUCCCGUGCAUCACAGCAACAAGCCCUGACAUGGAGAGCAUGUUUCAGUCGUCUCAGCCACAGAGUCCAGAACCAGAGAGCCAAAUGCAGUCGUUUCAGCCACAGAGUCCAGAACCAGAGAGCCAAAUGCAGUCGUUUCAGGCAGCCUGGCCAGAUCUGGAAGACCAGGUUCAGUCUUUCCAUGCACACUGGCCGGGCCAGAACAACUCGGGUCGGUCAUUUGAGCCUGAGUGGCCAGACCCACCUGAGAUUGAGGACAUAGCAGGAGAACCACUGAGAAAGCUUAACAGUAAGCCUGCACUCCAAACUGUAUCACAACAUCUGAACCAGCCCCUACCCCAGCUCCAUCCGCAGCCCCAGUCCCAACCCCAGCCCCAGUCUCAUCCUGAGGUCAUUCUCCGGAACCAACACCCACCAUCCUCCCCUGUCAGAGUUAGACGGACCCUGGAGACCCCAGCCAGCCAACGCCCCUCCAACACGUCACGGACAAAGGCCCGCUCUCGCAGUGUUCCACGAAAGCAGCAUACCUCCCCCAUCACCCCGUUAGUUAACCGCAGGGCUGCUGUGCACUGGCAGCCUCAGACUCCUUCCCCUCCCCCCCAGAACCAUUGCCGCUAUGGCCACCAGCCUAUACCCAACGGCCUCUACCUGUCUGACAGUGACUCCAGCAGUGGUGGCAGUAUAGACAGUCUAAGUCUGGAGCUCCUGCCCUCGCGUGUGCCAGUCAGUGGGCAGAGGGAAGUGGGCACCCUGCAGAGAGAGAUGAAUGCCCUAUUUGACCAAAAGAUGAAGGAGAUUCGCUGUAAAUCGCCACUCUUUUUUUACGAUUACUCUACGCUAUAG